This is a messenger RNA of Glycine soja, 345 nucleotides long. RefSeq lists its product as uncharacterized. The record is from RefSeq and is a predicted model, not a curated record. The transcript has a single exon. Gene Ontology annotation, molecular function: minor groove of adenine-thymine-rich DNA binding; DNA-binding transcription factor activity. NCBI's taxonomy places the organism in Eukaryota, Viridiplantae, Streptophyta, Magnoliopsida, Fabales, Fabaceae. Gene Ontology annotation, cellular component: nucleus. Bases 1 to 345 code for a protein of 114 amino acids.
AUGGCCCAACUCAGUGAGCCAUUUCUGAGGCUCGUGAUUAUUAAUGUGAACUUAGGUAGGGACAUCAUAAAGCCCAUUCUUGAAAUUGCUCACCGAGGUCACGUCAACCUCACAGUCCUUAGCACUUCUGGCACAGUGACCAAGGUGACCCUUCAUAACUCACUCCAUGGCGAUGUUGCCUUAACACUCCAUGGGCCCUUCACCUUGCUCUCCCUCAACAACUCAUACUUAUUCAACAACCACUACAACCUUAACUACAGAGUUACCCUUCCCCUUCCUUUAUCCUUCAGGAUCAAUCUCUCCAACUCUCGAGGCCAAGUCACUAGUGGUGCCAUUGGCAACUAA